AUGGCGAGUCGAUCAAGACCUGCUCUUGCCUUGUGCAGAGCUCGAAUUUAUACAGCUCCUUCGGCAAGACCGUUACGACCACUUUCCCAGAUUCGAUGGCAAAGUACUGCGAGCUCAGAAGACACUGAAGGAGUAGCCAAGGGCACCACCGGCACAUCGAAAACGAUCAAAUUUACCUCCGAAACAUACCCAGAAAUCAAACGAGAUUCGAAGUUUGCAGAAAUCACAGAAGAUCAUGUCAAAUUUUUCAAGGAAUUGCUAGGGAAAGAAGCUGCCGUCAUUGAUGGAGUUACCAAAGAUGCCACGGAUGAUAUUGAGCCAUUUAAUGGGGAUUGGAUGCGGAAAUAUCGUGGCCACACAAAAUUAGUACUCAAACCUGGGUCGACGGAAGAAGUCAGCAAUAUCCUAAAGUACUGCAACGAUAAUAUGCUGGCUGUGGUGCCGCAGGGCGGUAACACUGGAUUAGUUGGCGGUUCCGUUCCUGUGUUUGAUGAGAUUGUUAUCAAUAUGAGUCGGAUAAACCAAAUUCGGUCCUUUGAUGAGGUGUCAGGAACACUGGUCGUUGAUGCUGGAGCUAUCUUGGAGGUUGUGGAUGGGUAUCUUGCGGAGAGGGGCAAUAUUUUCCCUCUGGAUCUUGGUGCCAAGGGUUCUUGCCAGAUUGGAGGCAAUGUUGCAACAAAUGCUGGAGGUCUGAGGUUGCUACGUUACGGAAGUUUGCACGGAAGCGUGCUGGGUAUCGAGGCCGUGUUACCAGAUGGCACAAUUGUGGACGAUCUCUCAAAAUUAAGGAAGAACAAUACCGGUUACGACCUCAAACAAUUGUUUAUCGGCGCCGAAGGAACCAUUGGAAUCAUUACUGGAGUAUCAAUCCUCUGCCCACAACGAUCGAAAGCCAUCAACGUGGCAUUCCUCGGUCUCGAAUCAUACGAGAAGGUUCAGGAAGCCUUCAAGGCAGCCAAGGGCCAAUUAUCUGAGAUUCUCUCGGCCUUUGAGCUCAUGGAUAAUCAAAGUCAGAACCUAGUUCAACAAGUCACCAAGAACAAGCGACCUCUAGAAAGUGCGCACCCGUUUUAUUGUUUGAUUGAGACCAGUGGCUCCAAUUCUGAGCAUGACAAUGAGAAGCUGCAAAGCUUUCUCGAGGAUGUCAUGGAGAAGGAGAUUGUCUCGGAUGGAGUUGUUGCUGAAAAUGAGACGCAAGUGAGAAACCUCUGGGGGUGGCGAGAGGGUAUUCCAGAAAGUCUUGGACACUGGGGAGGUGUAUACAAAUACGAUUUGUCAAUACCGAUCAGUGAACUAUACUCUCUCGUUGAAGAGACACGAGAGAAGAUCACCAAGGCUGGUCUCAUUGGAGACACGGACGAACAUCCCGUUGUUGACGUCGUAGGCUAUGGCCACAUGGGCGACUCUAAUUUGCACUUGAAUGUGGCAACGAGACGUUACGAUAAGAACGUCGAAAAAGAGUUGGAACCAUUUGUCUACGAAUGGAUCUCCAAGCGGAGCGGGAGCAUUAGUGCUGAGCACGGGUUGGGCCUGGCGAAGAAAGCCUACAUUGGACACAGUCGGAGUGAUACCAUGAUCGCGCUGAUGAAGCAGAUCAAGAAGCUCUAUGAUCCGAACGGCAUCAUGAACCCCUACAAGUACAUCUAA
Molecule: messenger RNA, 1647 nt
Organism: Hyaloscypha bicolor E
Lineage: Eukaryota; Fungi; Ascomycota; Leotiomycetes; Helotiales; Hyaloscyphaceae
Exons: 1
Coding region: 1-1647 (548 amino acids)
Cellular component (GO): mitochondrion
Molecular function (GO): FAD binding; catalytic activity
Source: RefSeq, a predicted model, not a curated record